Messenger RNA from Macrosiphum euphorbiae (potato aphid), 1704 nucleotides. The record is from the annotation of a GenBank genome assembly. NCBI's taxonomy places the organism in Eukaryota, Metazoa, Arthropoda, Insecta, Hemiptera, Aphididae.
AUGACCGGCCGCGCCGCGCACACGGUGACCACGACGGCAUGGCUUGUGGCCUGCGUCGCCUUUAUGGCGCCAAUAGCGCCGCCGGACGCGCACGCCGCGGCCCCUGGCGGUGGUAUGUUCGGUGACGUAAACAUAUCGGCGAUUCUCGAUUCGUUCAGCUUGAGCUAUGACAAAAGAGUAAGACCAAACUACGGAGGUACGCCAAUUGAAGUCGGUGUCACCAUGUACGUGUUGAGCAUCAGCUCUUUGUCAGAAGUCAAAAUGGACUUCACGUUAGAUUUCUACUUCAGACAGUUCUGGACCGAUCCCCGACUGGCGUUCACCAAGCGGCCGGGCGUCGAGACGCUGUCCGUGGGAUCGGAGUUCAUCAAGAACAUCUGGGUACCCGACACGUUCUUCGUCAAUGAGAAACAGUCGUACUUCCACAUAGCAACCACCAGCAACGAGUUCAUCCGGAUACACCAUUCGGGGAGCAUAACGCGGAGCAUUCGCUUGACGAUCACCGCGUCGUGUCCCAUGAACCUGCAGUACUUCCCGAUGGACCGACAGCUGUGUCACAUCGAAAUCGAGAGCUUUGGUUAUACGAUGAGAGACAUCCGGUAUAAGUGGAAUGAGGGGCCAAACUCGGUGGGCGUGUCCAACGAAGUGUCCCUGCCUCAGUUUAAAGUGCUGGGACAUCGGCAGAGAGCUAUGGAAAUUAGCCUGACAACAGGUAACUAUUCGAGACUGGCUUGCGAGAUCCAAUUCGUGCGGUCCAUGGGCUACUAUCUAAUCCAAAUCUACAUACCCAGUGGACUGAUCGUCAUCAUAUCCUGGGUGAGCUUUUGGCUGAACCGGAAUGCCACGCCGGCCAGAGUGGCGUUGGGUGUCACCACCGUGCUGACCAUGACCACGCUCAUGUCGUCCACCAACGCAGCGCUGCCGAAGAUAUCAUACGUGAAAUCCAUCGACGUGUACCUGGGCACGUGUUUCGUCAUGGUGUUCGCCUCACUAUUGGAGUACGCCACCGUCGGGUACAUGGCAAAGAGGAUACAGAUGAGGAAAAAUCGUUUCCUGGCCAUUCAGAAGAUCGCCGAACAGAAGAAGGGCGGCCACGACACACUCGGUCACGGGCACUCGCAUCAACAGCAGCGCUCCGGUCACGGAAACAUGUCCGGCCACAAUACCCUGUCCGGUCACAAUACUCUUUCCGGUCACAAUACGCUUUCCGGCCACAAUACCCUUUCCGGCCACAAUACGCUGUCUCACGGCUUGUCGGGCCACGGUUUGCCACCAUCCCACGGGACAAUGGCCGGCCACGGUGGAUACGAUAGCCACCGGCACAGUCACAGUGGCCACGGUGGUCACGGCGGCACCUUGCCGAGCCAAAUCCUUUCUGGAGACAUGGACCACGCGCACAGACAAACGGUGCGAUUCAAGGCCCACGAUCCAAAGAACUACCUCAAAGGCGGAUCUUUGGAGAACACCAUCAACGGCCGUGGGGACGACGAUUGCAACGUCACCCCGUUACCGCCGCAGCACGUCAUGCACCCGAACAAGGACAUAAACAAGCUGUACGGCAUAACGCCCAGUGACAUCGACAAGUACUCGAGGAUAGUGUUCCCGGUGUGCUUCGUUUGCUUCAACCUCAUGUACUGGAUCAUCUACUUGCACAUCAGCGACGUGGUGGCCGAUGACCUAGUGCUGCUCCAGGCGGACAAGUAG